Messenger RNA from Lemur catta (Ring-tailed lemur), 6060 nucleotides. RefSeq names its product tetratricopeptide repeat domain 33 (gene TTC33). The coding region runs from base 152 to 940 and encodes 262 amino acids. NCBI's taxonomy places the organism in Eukaryota, Metazoa, Chordata, Mammalia, Primates, Lemuridae. Gene Ontology annotation, molecular function: protein binding. The transcript has 5 exons. The record is from RefSeq and is a predicted model, not a curated record.
UGAUUAUUAGGUAGCUGGGGCUGCCGAGUCGGCGGUGGAAGCGGAGGAAGAAGAGGAAAACGAGGCGAGUGGGUGUUGUGUUAGGGAAGAAAGGAGCUUGAGCAGUCAUAAUUGAAACUCGACAGGGUCUGGCACAGCCGGGACCCUAAGAAUGGCUUCUUUUGGGUGGAAGAGGAAGAUUGGUGAGAAGGUCUCAAAGGUCACUUCCCAGCAGUUUGAAGCAGAAGCUGCUGAUGAGAAGGAUGUGGCUGAGAAUGAUGAAGGUAACUGGCUUCAUGCCGUUAAACGUAGGAAAGAAAUUCUCCUUGAAGGCUCUGCUGAGAAAAGUAAACAGCUGAAGGAUGAAGGAGCCAAUUUGGCUGAAAAUAAAAGAUACCGGGAAGCAAUUCAGAAGUGGGAUGAAGCAUUACAGUUAACCCCAAAUGAUGCUACCCUGUAUGAGAUGAAAUCACAGGUCCUCAUGUCUCUUCAUGAAAUGUUCCCAGCAGUACAUGCAGCCGAAAUGGCUGUUCAGCGAAAUCCACAUUCAUGGGAGUCUUGGCAAACUUUGGGGCGUGCUCAGCUUGGAUUGGGAGAGAUAAUCCUGGCUAUUAGAAGUUUUCAAGUGGCUCUUCAUAUCUAUCCAAUGAACCCUGAAAUAUGGAAAGAAGACCUCUCUUGGGCAAGAACGCUCCAGGAACAGCAGAAAGUAGCACAGAAGAUUAAAAAAAGUGAAGCGCCAGCUGAAGUAGCACAUUUUUCACCAAAGUCAAUUCCAGACUAUGACUUUGAAAGUGAUGAGAUUGUUGCUGUCUGUGCUGCUAUUGCUGAAAAACAGAAGACAGUUUCAGCAAAUAAAACAAUGGUUAUUGUGUCUGCUUCUGGGACUGUAGAGACCGUAACUGAGAAGGAAGAUGGUGCUACACCACCAGAUGGCUCUGUUUUUAUCAAAGCCCGAUGAAGCAGUGUGCAUAAUAGAGGAAUUAUUUGAAUCUUUUUGAUUGCCACUUAAAAUUUAGAUAUAGGGACAUUUACUGUGGAGAUAGAGGGCAAAACUCCUGUUUGUAAAAAUAAGUUUAUCAGAUGAGGCAUACAAAAACUAAAUGGUAGAAUUACCGUUUGGACUAUGUCUUGAUAGCUUAUGAUUUAUACUUCUUAAGAUUAGAAUUCUAAGUAAAAUCAUCACUUUUGAUUAAUAAACUUAAUGUAAUCUGAAUAUAUAAGUGAGUAUGUUUUAAAGGUAACUUGAAAAGUAUAUUCUUAAAUAGUGGAUAAAUUGAUGGCAACUUGAAAGACAACUUGAAAAAUAUAUUCUUAAAUGGUGAAUAACUGGAUGGCUAACGUUAUUAAAAUGUUGGCUCAACUUUUGUUUUAUGGUAAAGGAAGUGUGUGAUUUCUUUUCUUCCUAAAAAUAUACUGUUGUUACUAUUCAUUCUUUCGUUUUUCUUGCUUCAUUAGAGUAAGUCUGUCACAAAGCUUGAAUAUUUUUAAUAUUUCAUUUUGAUUCAAAGUUGUCAUUUGGUUUUAUGUGAAAUCCUUGAAAGUCUGGCUGAAAAAUGCAUGCAAAUGUAUACAUUCUGAACAUUUUCUGAAGUUUCUCUUAAUUCUGAUUUGUGUUUCUAUUUUGACUUUAAAGUUAUAACAAUAAUAGUUUUCUCCUUCAGUAUUUGUUAGAUGUGUGAAGUAUGCAGAAUGAUUUUUUUAAUUGUUAUAGUAGGUAGAGUAGUCCUUACCACAAAUGAGUCAUUUUUAAAAUGUGCAUUUUUAUUUUUAUUUUUUUUAUUUCAGCAUAUUAUAGGGGUACAAAAGUUUAGGUUAUGUAUAUUGCCCUUGCCCCCUCCCCCAAGAUGUGCAUUUUUAAAAUGAAUGGCUUUUACAGAUAGGUCAUGAUAAAUUGUUCUGCUGUAUCAUCCCAGUCAAAAGCAGUAUUUUCCUUCCUUUAAUUUUAAAAGCUUAAAAAACCCUGAAGACAACUUGUUUCUUGCUUGUAACUGUCCAGGUGAUGAUUCGGAAUUACUUUUCUAGAUAACUUUUUUGGAAAUAGUGAAAUGAAAAAUAAUUGCAAUUUUAAAUAGCUAAAUGAUAUCUUUCUAAAAAUAAAAAAGUAAAGAUGUUAUUAGAAGUGUCAAUGAGUGAGUAACUGAAACACAAAAUACAUAGAAACUGGAAUGUGAUUUACAGUACAAUCCUGCGUUUAAGAGAAGGCAAUGUUAAAUAUUUUGUUGAAGCCACAAUCGCAUUCACAAAUCAAUACUGUUGUUGCUAAUUUAUUUUUAUAACUAUAUAUUGUAGUGCAGUUAUAAAGAACUGUGGAUACUGUAAUUUCUGACACUCAGGAGGAUAUUAUUGGUGGAAAAUUAAUUUUAUCUUUGUUAGGGAUGAAAGUAGGCUACUUUAUGUUAAGGAUCUUACCUAACACGAUUGGAGCAUGUAAGUAAUGGUCUACAUUUUUGUGAGGAUGAGUUUUCAAAAUUAUGUUUUAUUGCAAUGCAUACCUCUUUCUUUUCAGAGUUGGAGAAAUCCGCAGUUGCCUUGAAAAGUAUAUUUUUACCCUAAAUUAUAUCAUGAGAAAGUUAGCUCUGGUUAAAGAGGUCAGUUUCAGAGUGAUCCAAAAAAACAAAUAUUAAUUAUUUUAUUUUGUUUAAUAAGGAAAAUUCUCAAAAGGUAGAUAGUUAUCUAGAGAAUUGAAUACUCAACAUUUGAUAUGUUGUUUUGAGUAAUGGAUGGUUGUUUUUUGUGUAAUUUGUGAAUAAAUAGUUUUUUCUGCAUUGCGGAGACUUUCUUAUUUUGUCUUGUUAGCUUUUGAAAAGUUAGAUUGAUCUACUUAAUUUCUUAUGUGAACAUAAUAUACGUAAAGUUCCUUGCAUGGUGCCUUGCACAGGAAGUGCUUAGUAAAUGCUAUUUCUAUGAAGAACUUGAAUUAAUCUGGAGAUACUUAACCUCAAUGUCUUCUGACUUUAAGAAAGGAGAACUUUUUUGUAAUCCUUUCCUUAUUUGAAAGCGAGAGGUCACGACUUCUGAUACUAUCAGUUGGGGAUUAUUCUUAGUGGAAGGUCUGUGCCUCAACCCCCAAAAAGGCAAGACCCAGGAUGUAGUACAUGUGGCCACUAAACCCUGUUAAAGAACCUAGUGUUUCCUCUGUAUUGGCAUUGGUGGGCCAGGUUAGUCUCUUCCUUACCCAGAUUAAGUUAUAAAUAGACAUAAGGUUGAGGAGAAAAAGGAAUAGAGAGUUAUGUGAAGGAAGGCAGCUCAUUUCUUCAGGCGCCAAAAGAUGCUUAUUUUAGCUAACACUUUCCUAUGCAUGGGGAGAAAAAUGCAUUUUUAUUUUACAAGGAUGUGAAUAUCAACAUACAAAUGUUUACUAUGCUUAAUUAUAAUAAAUCUUUGUGAAUCUGAAGAAAAAUAAUUGAUGUUCAUGACAGUGAUAUGGGUAUUAUUAUAAAUGUUUAAUAUAUUUCUUGAAAUAGCACUGCUUAGUGUUUGAGUUAUAUUGAAUAUAAUUUAUAUUAUUCUUGUUUGAAAAUUAUAUGGCAUAGACACUCGUUAGAACACUACACAUUCAGACCAUGCCUGAUAACCUGAGAAUCAUAUUAUUCUCUAGGAAACAAGCUCUUUGAUUAUAGAGUAUUUAUCUUAAAUAUGUUAACAAAUGCUAACUAAAACAUUGAAGAACAGUCAUGCAGGUUAUAGGUCAGAGAACCCAGAUCUGCAACUGGGACCUACAUGCAAAAUUUAAUGGAAGUGGUUGAAGUAUGAAAACAUUUUAGAUUGGUGCCCUAUGGUAAAACUAUACUGGACACUUAAAAAAUCUUUUGUCUCCGAAAGCUACAGUUUCCAUGAUUAUAACUGAACAGUAGCCUCUUCAGUUUGAAAAUUAUGCUUUACAAAAUGAUUUGAAAACUUAUUUAACUGCCUUUUCCAGCAGUAAGAAAAUUAUUAAUCAUUUCUUUUCAUUUCCUUGAGUCAGAUGCCCUUCUAAAUUGACUCUGAAUCAGCUAUUCUGAGCUGUGAUUUCAUGACAUAUGUAUCUAAAUGAGUUGUGAGUUGACACAAGAACCAUUGUUUCAUGACAAUUAUCUUCAAUGAGUAUCUUAAAUAUGUUUUUUUGUUCCUGAGAGGUUAUUAUUUAAACCGAUGGUAUAUUUUAUAAUUUUGAGAUUGAGAAAAUAAGAUUUUUAAACCAAUAAUAAAACAUGGAAAUUUGUAAAUUACCUCCUUACCAAAGUAAAUUAAAAUGAAAUAAAGGAGGUUAUCCCUAAUGUCGUGUACCUUAGUCACUUGCAAUUAAAUAUGGCCACUUUGGAAGAGAAAGGGUGGCCCUAUAGUUAGUGUACCAUGAAUUGUGCCUUAAUGUGUGAUAUAUGUGAACUUCACCUGUUGUAUAUGUCAAGAUGGAAGAAAGGUUGAGAAAUGCUGAUCUAUACUUUGGUGGGAAAGCAGGGGAUGGAGAUGGCUUCUUUUCAUAGAGCUUUUUAGGACAUCCAUUAACCAAGGAAUCCUGAUAUCUCCCUCCCACAUGCCCAGUAAAGAAAGGCGUUUAAGACACAGAACUGGGCAUGCCAUGCCCUUUCUCCUCUUCCUUUGGAUUUGUCAUGCCUGCAGAGAGCCCUGUGUUAUGGUCUCUUGCCAGCCACAUUGUGUGCCUUGCAGUGAAGGUUCUCUGCCUCUGUGAGGGGAGACCUGUGCUUGUGCAAAACUGCCCAUGCCUUGGUGAGCAAGUCUUUUGAAUUCUGGGUUUGAUAUUAGGUGGCCAUUGUUGGCACAAACCUAAUUUACAUCCUCUAACGUAGACUUUUCCAGUAAUUCAUCUGAUAUAUUGAAGCUGUCUGUCUCUCAAGUGGUUCAGAGGUCAGGAAGGGACAAUGGGUAUUAUUUUAUGACUCCCUCAAACCCCAACAAAAAUUAGUGCAGAUUAUAUUUCAACGUAAGCAUGAGAUAUAUUUUUAAUGUGGGAAUUUUUUUCUGAUUUUAGAAUUUCUAUCAUGGAAAUUCUAUUGAAAAUGAAUAUUAUUAAUUAUAAGGCAACAUGUAAAAAUUUGUUCAGGAUAUUAAAAGGUCUACUAACUUGGAUAUGUGAUAGACCACAUUGUUGACUCUAGAUUUAAUUGGAAGGGAAGAAUAUGAGACUAAUUAUGAUCCUCUGCCCACCUCUAGUAUAAUUUAGAUAUAAUAAAAUGCAAGUAUUUUAAGUUUAUAGUUUGGAGAGUUUUGACAAAUGUGGACUGGAUCCACUUGACCACUACAAAGAUGGAAUGUAUGUCCAUUACCCAAAGUUCUCUAAAGCCCUUUUGCAGUCAAUUCCCCUACACCCCAAUAGCCAUCCUUAUUCAACUACCUGUCUGCUUUCUGUGGUUAUAAAUUAGAUGUGACUUUUAUAGAAUUUCAAAUAAAUAAACUAUACAAUAUGUACUCUUUUGUGUCUGACAUUUUUUGCUCAGCAUGAUGCUUUUGCAAUCCAUCCAUGUUGAUAUUCACCCAUGUUAUUGUGUAUAUCAGUAAUAUGUUCUGUUUUAUUGUUGAAUAGUAGUCUAGCAUAUGGAUAUACCACAAUUUGUUUAGCUAUUAACCUAUUGAUGGACAUUUAGUUUGUUUCAGUUUUUGACCUAUUAUAAAUAAAGCUGCUAUGUACAUACGUCACAAUUCUGUGUGUGGACAUAUCUUUUCAUUUCUCUUGAGUAAAUGCCUAGGGACUAAAUACCUGAGUAAUUACUCAGUCUUAUGACAAGUAUAUGUGUAACUUUAGAGGAAACUGCUGAACUGCUUUCUGAGUAUCUGUACCAUUUUGCCUUCCUACCAGUAAUGUAUUGAAGAAGUUUCAGUUGCUCAAUAUUCUUGUCAAUGCGUAGUAUUGUCAGUCUGUAAUUUUAGCCACUUUAGUGGGUAUAUAGUAGUAUUUCAUUGUGGUUUUAAUAUGCAUUUCCCUAAUGAUAUUGAACAUCCUUUCUUAACCUUAUCUGACAUUUGUAUAUAUCUUUGUUUGGAAAGUACUUGUUCAAAUAUUUUGCCUAUUUUUUAUUUGGGUUAUCUCAUUGAGUUGUAAGAAUUUUUCCUUUAUACUGGAUUAAAGGCCUUUGUGAGAUA